Phacochoerus africanus (Common warthog) is the source of this 929-nucleotide messenger RNA. RefSeq names its product apolipoprotein R-like. The transcript has 4 exons. The record is from RefSeq and is a predicted model, not a curated record. Bases 120 to 704 code for a protein of 194 amino acids. NCBI's taxonomy places the organism in Eukaryota, Metazoa, Chordata, Mammalia, Artiodactyla, Suidae.
CAAGGCUGAUUUCCUUGGCUUAGGCACCAUUGCAACUGUUACUUAGAAUACUUUUCUUCAGCUUGAGUCAAGGUAUCUGAGACCACUGAGGGCCAGUGUGGUACCUCUGAGACUGGGUCAUGGCCCCUAAUUUGCAGCAUGUUUUCCCAGCACUGCAGCUCUUUGGGGUCUUGGUUCUACUGCUAUGCCCUUCCUGCAUGUGCGACUGUGGCAUGUUUCCUAGCAUUGCCCAUGGAUCCUAUGAAGAUGUGAGCUCAUUUUUAUCCUUUACCACUGUGGUGCAGUAUAAAUGUGAUGACGGAUAUGCUCUGGUUGGGGAGGAAAAAAUCACCUGCAGAAGUUCACGUUGGUCAUCUCCAGCCCCUCAGUGUCAAGCUCUGUGUCUGAAACCAGAGAUAGAAGAUGGAACAGUGUCUGUGGACAAAGAUCAAUAUGUUGACUCUGAAAAUGUCACUGUCCAGUGUGACCCUGGCUACAGUGUGGUUGGCUCUCCAAAUAUCAUCUGCUCAGAGAACGGAACCUGGUAUCCAGACAUACCCAAGUGUGAGUGGGAAAUUCACACAGACUGUGAGCAAGUGCUCGAAGGCAGGAAGCUGAUGCAGUGUCUCCCAAGUCCAGAGGAUGUAAAAAUGGCCCUGGAGGUAUAUAAACUAUCUCUAGAGAUUGAAAGACUGGAGCUAGACUUGAAGUUGAGCACCAGUUAAAAAAUCAGUCCAUGUAUUUCCCCCCUCCUCCUCUUAAAAAUAGAGAAUUAAGCACUUUCUUUCAUUAGCAACUCUGCUUGUCCUUAACUGCUAUUAUUUACUGAGAAAAAAAAAUAACUGUGUUAGGAGGAUCUUUGAUAUUUUCGAUGCCACUUAUAAUGUGGAACUAUUGAUUUAUAUCCUAAGCUUCUGCUUCCCUGGAUUUGUUGGAAUGGCAGAAAUAAA